AUGCUGUCGGUAACAAAGUGUCUCUACGCAUUUUUGCUGCUGGGCGUGGCUGCACCCCAGGUCGUCGUCGUCGUAGUAGCAUCACCUGUGCUUCGAUCUCCUUUCAAAGUGUCACUCACCAAGUUUGGUCAUGAUCCAACAUCGUUCCUUGCAUCUGGCAAAGUAAAGCAGACAGGUUACAAUCAUGGCAGUGGCUACUAUGGCGCCAUCAGUGUCGGAAGUCCUCCGCAAGAUUUCAAUGUUGUCUUUGAUACUGGGAGUGCUGAUUUAUGGGUGGUGUCAUCCGAAUGCAGCACACGCACCAUAUGUUUCAAACAUCGACAAUUUGAUGCUCUCAAAUCAAAAACAUACAAAGCGGUGGAUGACGAAGAUGGCGACUUUGAUGAUGAUGACGAUGAUGAAGAUGGCGACGACGACGAGGAAAAUGUUAUUAGCAGCAAUAGCAUUGAUGUGUGGUAUGGCACAGGUCAUAUCAAGGGUCGCUUAGGACAUGAUACGGUAACAGUGGCAGGUUUGACACUGAAGGAUCAAGCUGUAGCGGAUGCCACAUCCCUUUCUCGUGAGUUUAUCGGAACACCUUUUGAUGGUAUCUUUGGUCUUGGACUAGCAGGAUUAAGUUCAUCUGCUGCCAAACACAAACCACCCUUCUACACCAUGAUCGAACAAAAUCUUGUAUCAGAUCCUUUAUUUGCUAUCUAUACGCGUGCCAACGAUGGUGAAAUUGACUUUGGUGGCAUAGACGCUAAGCGAUUCAAGGGUGCGUUACAUUACACGGAUGUCAUUGAUACUAAAUAUUGGAUGGUGGAUAUGCCUUCUUGGCAAAUGGGUGAUGUGCUCAGUGACAAUGGUGGUCGGCGAGUGAUCAUUGAUAGUGGCACGACGCUGAUCAUUGCUACCCCUGAUGAUGCUGCUGCUAUUCACAGCACGAUCCCUGGUGCACUGAACAAUGGGGAUGGCACUUGGUCUGUGCCUUGUGGCAAAUUGGACGCUUUACAACCACUCAUAUUGUCCAUGGGUGAGGGCUGGGCUCUUCGCAUUCAUCCAAAAGAUUACAUCUUACAGCCCAUGGGUCAUGCAUCCUCCAUGUGCCUUUCUGGUAUCUCGGGUCAAGUGCUUAGUGAUGAGCAUGAGACAUGGAUUCUCGGUGAUGUCUUUUUACGGCAAUUUUAUACAGUGUUUGAUGUGGGGAAUAAGCGAGUCGGAUUUGCCGAAGCUGUUCUCUAA
Lichtheimia ornata is the source of this 1224-nucleotide messenger RNA. RefSeq lists its product as uncharacterized. Gene Ontology annotation, biological process: proteolysis. NCBI's taxonomy places the organism in Eukaryota, Fungi, Mucoromycota, Mucoromycetes, Mucorales, Lichtheimiaceae. The transcript is spliced from 3 exons. Gene Ontology annotation, molecular function: aspartic-type endopeptidase activity. Bases 1 to 1224 code for a protein of 407 amino acids. The record is from RefSeq and is a predicted model, not a curated record.